UGUAAAUGUAAACAAUUAUUACUCUCUUACAUUUGUGGUCGGGACUUCAGUUCUUGGCACUUUUUAGCUCUUUACCCUGUUAUAUAAACAGGGCUCGCAUGCUUACCAGGAACAAGAACCGCAAUGUGACACUUCAGGAAAAUAAUGCUCUACAAGAAAGAGGAGCUGUUAUGUCUCCAUGGGAAUUCGGCAUGACAUCCACAGUGACCAGCAGAGUAAAGUAGCAGACCGAACAAUUGUUGUUGAAAGAAGAUUCUGCACUGAUUGAAUAUCAGUCCAUCUUCAAGAAUGGAUUCUGCAAAUGCGGAAGUAAAAUUGGAGGUCAAAGAAGAACCAGAAUAUGUAUAUGUCGAUGAAACAAUUUGUUUGGUGAAACUAGAAGAAAAGGAAUGCAAUACAGCCAGCCUCAAGCAAGAAGGAGAGAGAAUUGUGGCAGAUGUUGGACUUUGUGACGAUCCCCAGAAGCCAUUGCAUGGCACUGGUCAGCGAAAACAAAUCUUCAAAGUGCAGAAGUCGGAUCAACUCCUUGUGGGAACUAAGAGAAAGAUCCUACCAAGGCCACAAAUACAGAUUCAGAAUUUGAAUUUUAGUGCAAAUCCUCUCCCAGUCACACAAGUACAGGUUGUUGCUCAGCAUCAAGCACAAAAGGCAGAGCCAAAGAAGCAACAGGGUUUGACUAUCAAAAAUGUGUCACCAUUGAAAUCACAGUCAAGCCCUUCCAUGGGCCGUAAAAUAUUACCACGACCUCUUUUCCCCAAGAAUAUGGGACAGUUGCAGUCUAACAAAACAAAUAUUCAACAUUCAUUGAAUAAGCCACAGUCCAUUGCUUCAGGUAACACUUGCAAUGUAUUGGCUGUUAAUCCCACUACUGUAAAUGUUUCUCGAACAUUACCCAUACAGAGUCCUGCCCAUGUGCCAACUCAAGUAAAGAAUCAAGCAGCAGUACCAGAAUUCACUUCAACUUGUGCUUCAGGCAUGCAGACUGUGAAACCAACCAAAAAUGGAUGCAUGCAACCAAGAAAGGCUCUUACACCUGGAAGAAAACUUUUGCCACGCCCACAGCAUAGCACCUGUAAUCCAGGAGCCUAUAUCCCUUCACAGCAGAUGCAGUCAGUGUCUGCUCUUCAACAAGUACAGUCUAUUAAUCCUGUUUCAACUUCACAAAAUGUUCCAAGUCAGCAAUUUCAGAGCAUAAAUUCAGCCAACAUUCAGCAAAGUCCAACAACACUUCAGUCUCUUCAAGGCAUUCCACCUAUCAAUGUUCAACAAGCUCUUCCAGUUCAGCAGUUACAAAACAUUCCAACUGUAAGUUCACAGCAGCCUUUGCCUUUGCAGCAGCUGCCAAAUGCACCAUUUGAAAAUUCAACCCAGUCUGUACCAAUACAACAGUUACAGAGCAUUCCGGCUGUAAGCAUGAAUCAGUCUUUGCCAUUACAAUCUCUCCAGGAAGUUGUGACUACUAAUUCACUUCAACCAUUGCAAGCCUUGCCUUCAGCAAAUGCUCAUCAUGGUGUGCCACUUCAGCCUCUACCAAACAUAUCUUCAAAUAUAAUGCCAUCACUUCCAAAGCUUGCACCUGCAAGUAUGCAAACAUCUAUAUCAGUUCAGCCUGUCCCCACUGCAGCUGUACAGCAGCAACUCUCUGUACAGUCUCUUCAAGCCAUUAGUCCUGGAAGUGCAGGACAAGAUAUGCCAGUACAGCGGGUGUGCAGCGUACAUCCUUGUACACGAUCAGCUGUACCUCUUCAGGAAUUGAGAAACAUCACAACAAUCACUACACAAGCAGUGCCUGUUCAGGGGCAGUGUAUUCUUUCUGCUUCUAAGCAGCACAAUAUUCCAAUACAAACAGUACAUCCUGUCAGUACAAUCAAUACAUGUUCUCCACUUCCCAUACAACUCCAGUCUAGUCAGCAGCAGCAGCCCCUUCAACAAAUUCAGCCAAAUCCAAAUGCAGUUCCCCAGCAAGCAGUACCUAUCCAACAGCUUUCUUCAAAUGUUCACACUAGUGGGAAGAGGAAUUUGAACUUCCAGCAGAUUCAGUCAAUGACACAGUCAAAGCAAACCAAGCUUUCAUUACAGCCAGUUUGUCCUGUGACAUCAUCAGGAACUCAUCAUCUUGUUCAGGUGCAUCAUGUUCAAAGUGUUACCCGAGAUGCUAGUCAUCAGGGCAUUCCCAUUCAGCAAAUUAAGACUGUCAGUACCUCUAUGUCAAACAAGCUGAUGUCUUCUCAGAAGUUUCAGCCUGUUGCCCCCAAACUUCAUCAAAGUGAUAUACAACUCAGGCCUGAAGAAACUAACAUAUCAUCUCAGGGCCUCUCACUUCAGCUGAAGUCAGUGGCUCAGGUUGGUUCAAAUUUGAAGUUGCCAUUACCAGCAAUCAGCAAAGGAAUACCAAAUCAAACUUCUCCUCAGAUAGUUCAUAAAAGAAGAUAUCUCACUAGAAGAGCCAAAGCUGUCUGCGGUACAAAACCAAAACGAAAAAUUCUACCUCGUCCCAUUUUGCCAACAGCAAAUGAUAGUACACCAUUGCAUCAGGCAACAACACUGGUCCCUACUAAGAUAAUGACUCAGGAAGUAAUGAAAUCUGCUACUAUCGAAGAAAGUGUCACUGUUUUUGUGCCUCAUGUAGGCUCAUCAGUAGAGAAUAUUUUAUCUCCACUUCAAUCAGCCACUUCUAAUAUGACACAGGAGUGCAUUGCAGUACCCCAAGGUACCACAAUUGAUUCACCAAAGAAACUUUCUCCCUCACAGCAGGAACAUGCUGCCUUCAGUUAUGACAACAGUGUAUCAUUACCUGAACAGCAGAAACUUUUUGUAAAAAACAGUGUUGAGAAUGCUGUUCCAUGUCACGUAUUGAACUCUGAUGGCUCAUCAGAUAAACUUUUUCGUUCAUGUGAUGUGAAAGGAGAAACUUUAGGGGAUUCACAUAUUGAUCUCUCUUUUGAAGCAAAUGGAAAAGCUAACAUUGACUUCUUAGAAUCGUUGGAGCAAAAUCAAGGAGUUUACAGAAAAAAUAAUAGCAAUGCCUUGCCUACAAAAGUAAGUUCUGAUUUAGUAAACACUAGUCCAAACCGGAUUGGAAGUACUAGGUCUCAGACUGCUCAUGUGUAUGGUCUGACUUUUAAAGACUUGUGUGAUGACUCAAGUAUGAGCACUGAAGAAAUAACAGGCCUUCAGGAAAAUAGCUAUUUAUCAUUAAAGUCAGUAGAUAAAUCUGCACAUGCACAAGAAAAAGUAGCUGCUUCAACAAAAACUUCAGAUGUGAUACAAGAAGGUUGGAAAAAUCCCAAUCUGGAAGAUAAUUCCAUAGGACUGUAUGAGUUACAGUAUUCCAGUGAUGAAAACAUAAAAGAGGCUGUCAUCACUUCCCAUGACAGUGAUCCUGUAGCUGAAAGUAACUUCUUGCCAGAAAAGGCUAGUGAUCUGUCCCAGCAGAGCAACAUUAUUUACCAUCAGGAAGAUUCUUUAAGAAUUUCUAAGAAUGAAGUAAUUGCCAAAGACACACAGCUACUCAAUGUAUCAAAGCUUGCAGGUGUUAGUGCUGUUAAUGACCCAUUGAAGCAAGUAAGUUAUAUGAUGGUUAAUGAUGGUGUUCCAGGUACUCAGUUGUUACAGUAUUCAGAUGAUGCCUCCACCAAGGAUGCUACCCUAAUGGAUGUAUCCCAAGGCAACAUUAAUGAUGCUUCUGAUAAUGAAUUACUUAUUCAUUACCAGCCAGUGGCCGCUUUAUGUACAAGCAGUGAAAAGUCACUUAUAAGUGAAGUAUAUGAUAACAAUGUUUAUUAUCAAAAGCCCCAAGAUACCGCUAGUAACUCACUUUCCCAAGGAACAUCUUCCAGCUCCAUCUCACAGGGUAAACAAAGUGCAAUAUUAGUUGCUGAACUUUCCCCAAAAAGUGUGUGCCAAGGGAACAUUCUGUCAGAUGAAGACCCAAUGAGCAGCCAGCAGCUCAACAAAGAACAAGCAGAGCCUUUAGAAAACCACCAGCAAACUGAACAGGAGGGAAGGACACAGACGUGGCUAUCAGAAGGCCAGAGAGGGUUGAAGAGGAAAUGGAACAAAAUCUCCAGUAACGGCCAUUUGCUGAAAAGGGAGAGAUCAACCCCGUCUGUUUCUCAGGGAUUAGUUCGUGAUUAUUGGAAGAAAAACUUCAGGUCCUUCCACAAAUUUCAGCUGCAGAAGCGAAAAGUGCUAGAAAUGAGCUGUUUGAAGCAGAAGAUAGUAAGUCAGGGAAUCAGAAUCAGAUGCUUAGAGCAAGAACUCCAAGAAGAAAAGAAGAAGAAUGAGAUAUUAAGGAGAAAGUUGCUCAAGACAGUCGGCGGCAAAAAGACUGAAGUGAAAGAGAGAGACAACGCUCUCGCUGGAGGGAAACCCCAGCCUCAGACGCAGGAAUCGGCAGGAGGAGGAAUACAUAAAAAAGCGGCAGAAGCUAAACCAGACUUGGAACAGGAGGGAGAUCCAGGCCAGCAGGGCGAGGGGCUGCCAAGCACGGCCAGUCAAGACGACUUGUCAAAGAUGAUUCACGACUUCAUGGCGCAAGAGGACGUGUCGCAACGGUGCCGCGAGGUGGGGCCGGGCGGGAAGGGCCUCCUGAGGGCCCGCCUCCACUUCCUCCAGGUGCUCCACAAACGCUUCCUGGCCGACAGCUGCAGGGUCUGCUCUUUUGAAACGUUCGCCAAGAACAUUCCUGAAAAUGUUGUAAAGUUGAAAGCGGAUGAGAUGAGUGUUUGUGUGUGCUUGACGUGCCAAAAUCCAGAACUGAAGAUUGAAAGCUUGAUCAAAAGACGACUGCUUGCUAUCGACACAGACAUCGAGGAGAUACUGUCUAAUGAUGAGGCCUGGGGCACUUUCAUGGCGACAUUGGGGGCGCUGAGGGCUCGCCAAGCACUGCUGACCUAUAACGCGUGGUUCGUGAAUGACUGUGACAAUGUACAGAAAGAGAAAAGAACUGUCACGAGUUCCCUGGCGGAAGUGAUUGACGUUUUAGAGAGCGAGUUGUGCGCCCUGAAGGUUCACCUUAACCGCACGUGCCAGAUGUACGAAGAAGUGUUUAAGGCAAAGUGUGAAGCAAAGGCCUCGCCGCAUCAUGCAGUUGUUCAGAGCGGCUGGGCACCUCUCAUUCUGUUCCAUUCCGUCAUCACGGGCGGGCCGGCGGAGCCCCAAGGUGCGGUGAACAUGCAGUGCGGAUAUGUCUGGUCCAAGGAGGAAACCACAGGGUUUGCCGUCAUGUCCGACGCCAGAGAUCGAACAGCGGCCGCCGUGAGCGCGAGUCUCGAGAAAGUCCUGGAGAAACUGAUCAAGCAAGGGAUAAGAACCAUUACCUUCGUCACUGACCCUCAGACUCACAUCUCCUAUGUGCGGGAAUAUGCCCGUAGGCGUGGAAUUCAAACCGAGUGGAUCUUCCUCGAUCCUGGGCACGGUCGCACCACCGCAGAAACUGUCGGGCACGCCAUCACGAAUCUCCUGUGCGACAGCAUCAACAGCAGCAAAGUGGGCGGGAUUCGCAGCGCCCGGGACAUGUUCGGCCUCGUAAGUGAGCGCUCCAGCAACCUGAUGCUCCUGUACGGCGAGGAGGACGUCCGGCGCCACGGGAAGCUCUUGGGCACGAACGCGGACGGGCUCACAGGAGACACUGAAGAGAAGUAGCUGCAGUCACUUCGGAUCGAUAUUGAAAAUACUCAGAUUUUUUACUUUAUUCUUUUUAUGUGUAGGGUAAUAUCAACAGAACCAAAGAUAUAGAUAGGUACCUAUAAUGGUACUCAGACCCAGUGAUGAAAUGCAUGUAGGGAUUAGCCUAAGAUGACAUUCGACCAACAGGAAACGCCACGGAGGCAUCAGCCGAAAUGUCGGUGUGCGCGGAAUGCUAACAUCUUACUGGAGACCCGAAGACCCGAGGCGGAAAGUGGGAAAGGCGAUAACUACUCGAUGUUAAUGCGAUUCACCUCUUAGAGCAGGGACUCGGUACUGAGACCCCUAUUUAAGUAACAAAAAUUCAUUUGGUAUAAAACAUUUUAUUACACAUAUACGUAACAUACGAAUUUCAUUUAUAUCGGUUAUUGAUAUUCAUCCUUAAAACGUCACGGAGACAUGUAGUAUGUUUACUGGAAAAUAUUACAUCCAGUUUCCAUUAUAAAUAAGCGCGCGCGCACACACACACAUACACACACACUGUAUAUAUAAAGCGAAUAUAAUAUUUUGUAAUUACGAAAAUCAUUUUGGAGACGCCGCCAGCUUUUGGAACGGCUUGGAGUGUAAGCGUUUUUCGGUGGUUGUGUGAGGAACAUAUUUAUAGUUGGGUGUCAAGUCCUCUCUUGUACAUAUUAAUCUGUACAAAAUAUACUUUCUGUUACCUGAUUUUAGAGUAAAUGAUCUUAGCAUGUUAUGAUGUUUAGCGAAGUUGACAAAAGAAGUCUGUACAGUAUGGAUGGAUUUUAUCAGAAAUUCCAUGAGGGCAUGAGGAGGAGGAAUAACGGAAGUUCUAGUCCUGCUGUUGCAAGUAUUAGCGUCGGCAAAUGAGGUAGUUGAGUCCUGUGAUAACUCUAUUGCUCUACUACAGGCAUCGUAGUACCUAUAGAAGGGUAUAUAUUUUUGUAAAGAAUGUUGUAAUUACAUAUAUAUGUGACUAA
Messenger RNA from Penaeus vannamei (Pacific white shrimp), 6626 nucleotides. Its product is annotated as uro-adherence factor A. The record is from RefSeq and is a predicted model, not a curated record. NCBI's taxonomy places the organism in Eukaryota, Metazoa, Arthropoda, Malacostraca, Decapoda, Penaeidae.